This is a messenger RNA of Anneissia japonica, 507 nucleotides long. RefSeq names its product glutamine amidotransferase-like class 1 domain-containing protein 3A, mitochondrial. The annotation marks the transcript as partial. The transcript has 3 exons. Gene Ontology annotation, cellular component: mitochondrion. NCBI's taxonomy places the organism in Eukaryota, Metazoa, Echinodermata, Crinoidea, Comatulida, Comatulidae. The record is from RefSeq and is a predicted model, not a curated record.
AGAAAUGUACUGGUGGAAUCGGCAAGAAUUGCUCGUGGUAAGAUUGCAGCUCUCUCUACGCUAGAUGUCAAUAAUCAUGAUGCCGUUAUCUUUCCUGGUGGCUUCGGUGCUGCCAAGAAUCUGUCAAAUUUUGCUGUGGAUGGUGCAAAUUGUAAAGUGGAUCCAACUGUGGAAAAGGUGGUCAAGGAUUUUGUUGCGGCCAAGAAGCCCUUGGGUUUGUGUUGCAUUGCCCCAGUGUUGGCAGCUAAAUUAGUUCCCGGAUGUGUAGUAACAGUUGGACAAGAUAAAGAAGAUGGAGGCCGCUACCCCUACGCAGGCACUGCUGGAGCGAUUGAACAGAUGGGGGCGAAACAUGUAAAUAAGAAUGUGUCUGAGAUCCACGUAGAUGAGGCUAAUAAAGUGGUCACCACGCCAGCGUUCAUGUGUGAGACUAAAGUGCAUAAAAUCAAUGAUGGAGUAGGGGCAAUGGUUCGAGCCGUUCUUGACCUGUCUCUUAUACACAUCUAG